AUGGAUGGUUAUGAAGCAACAAGAAUAGUCUUCUCAAGAAUCCAAAACCUAGACCCAGAGAAUGCUUCAAAAAUCAUGGGUCUUCUUUUGAUUCAAGACCAUGGCGAAAAGGAAAUGAUUAGGUUGGCUUUUGGACCAGAAGCACUUGUUCACUCAGUGAUCCUUAAAGCCAGGAAAGAACUAGGACUUAGCUCUCCAUCAAACCCUUCUACAAGUCCUUCCUCUCCUUCUCCUCUUUACUCAAGCAACCCAAUACCCAUCUCUAGACAAAAUUCGUCAUCUACAACUUCAAGACUCGGGUUCAAUAUCCCACCUUCACUUACUAUACCAAACCCUUCAUCAAAUAAUUCUUCUUCUUGGAGUGACCUUCCAAACCCUGAUGACUUGAUUAGUCCUAAUGGUAGCUCACUCAAUCCUGCUUCAGUGCCUUUCUAUGCUAAUGGAGUAAGAGGUGGAGGAGAGUCUGAUUUGAUGGAUGAGUUUCAGCUCCAAGACCAGCUUUCUUUUUUAAACGAUAAUUCGCCAAAUCUUGGUCCUAAAAGUUCAGAUCUUUUUUACCCUCAACUUGAUGCUUUAUCAAGCCCAAAUGGUGCUAGUGAUUCUAUGAUGUUUCCUUCUUACUGGGGUGGGUCUGUACACAGAAGGAGCUGUUCUGUAAGUGAUGUUUUGGGGUCUGAGGAUCCAAAUUCAGGGUUUGGAUGGAGACCUUGUCUUUACUUUGCUAGAGGGUACUGUAAGAAUGGAAGUAACUGUAGGUUUGUUCAUGGUGGGCUUGGAGAAUCAGAUGGUGUAGGUGUUGCUGUGGGUUCCCCAAAUAGUAACAACAAGAUUGAUAUGAUGGACCAGUGCCAUGAGUUGCUUAGAUCUAAGUCUGCCCAACAGCAAAGGUUAGCUGCUGCUUCUCAGCUCAUGGGUGGCUCUGCUGCUUCUUUUCCUUACUCUCCUAAAAACAUGAACUUUCUUCUUCAACAGCAACAAAAUGAUAGUCAGAGGGCCGCCGCCGCCGCUGCUUUGAUGAUGGGGGAGGACAUGCACAAAUUUGGAAGAUCCAGGCUUGAUAGGAAUGAUUCGGUUAAUCCUGCUUCAAGGCAGAUCUAUUUGACUUUCCCAGCUGAUAGCACUUUCAGAGAGGAAGAUGUGUCAAAUUAUUUCAGCAUCUACGGACCAGUGCAAGACGUGAGGAUUCCUUAUCAGCAGAAGAGGAUGUUUGGAUUUGUUACUUUUCUUUAUCCAGAGACAGUGAAGAUAAUCUUGGCCAAAGGGAAUCCUCAUUUUGUUUGUGAUGCAAGGGUGCUUGUUAAGCCUUACAAAGAGAAAGGCAAAGUCCCAGACAAGAAGCAGCAGCAGCAACAGGUUGAGAGGGGCGAGUUCUCACCAUGUGGUACUCCUACUGGUCUUGAUUCAAGAGAUCCCUUUGAUCUCCAACUCGGAGCAAGAAUGUUUUACAAUACUCAAGACAUGUUGUGGAGGAGGAAGCUAGAGGAGCAAGCUGAUUUGCAGCAAGCCCUUGAACUUCAAGGUAGAAGAUUGAUGAGUUUGCAGCUUCUUGAUGUCAAGAAACAUCAUAAUAGGGCUCUUUCCACUGGCAGCCCUGUCCCCUCUCCAACUCAAUCUCCCAAUAUUUUCAAUCAAUCUCUGGCCUUUCCUCCACUCCACGGUAACACAGAAGUUCCACAAGAGAAUUGUUCCAGCCCAAUGCCAGCCAUCUCAGUGACUGCCCCACCUGAAAAACAGGUACCAAAUGCUACUUCUGGUAAAGAAUAUACUGGCAGUGAAGAGAAUGGCAGUGGAAAAGAUAGCUCUCAGGGUGAAGACAUUGAUUUACAAGAAGGUUUGGAGCACAACCUCCCUGAUAGUCCCUUUGCAUCUCCUACCAAAGGCUCUGGGGACUACUACUCCGCCUUCAUCCAUGGAGUUACUGAUCAGGCUCAUGAAAAGGAUGCUAACAUUCCAACUUCAUCUUCUGCUAACAAUAAUUUGGUCACUUCAAGUCUAAUCUCUCCUAAUUCUUCACUAGAAAUGGCAUCCUUCAAGUCCUUCAAUUGCCAAAUGCCUAGGUUUUCAUCUGGGCAUGGAGCAAUUGGGAUGAAGAUUGAGAAGUGUAACCAAACAAAAACUCACAUCAAAGAUCAUGUAGAGAUCGAAACAUCACCACCACUUGUAGGGAAAGAAGGGAGAGAUAAAGGGGCCAGAAGGGAUAACAUCACAUGGGAUGAUGACGAUGCAUGGCUGGAGCCCCCUGCAAGAGGCAGCCCUAAAGAGUACCUAGGCCCAAACUUGGUGUCUAUGACCACUUUGAGCUCGAAUACCGAUGGCCCAAUGGGAUUUAAACUUCAUCUACGGUGA
Messenger RNA from Dovyalis caffra, 2346 nucleotides. The record is from the annotation of a GenBank genome assembly. Lineage: Eukaryota; Viridiplantae; Streptophyta; Magnoliopsida; Malpighiales; Salicaceae.